GGUAGCUCUGGUGCCCUCUGCCCAUAGACUUAAUAUUGACUCUUCCUCUUUUUUUCCUUCUCUUUUUUCCUUCCCAUCCCCCCACUUGGUUUGAAUGCCGAUGUCACCAGCAGCUCCGUUUACGGAGCCGAAAGUGCAGAAGCAAAAGCGCAGGAAAUCCAUCCAUUUAACAAAAGCGAAGGCGGCCUGCGAAAAGCGCUAGGAAGCUGAAAGAGAACCUAAAUAGAAACCUUCAGCUCCGUGUUGAUUUGCACACGCUUUUCCGCUCCACCUACAUUUGCCCGAUCAGAACAUGGCAAGCGGGCAUCCCAUUGACUCAUUUGCUUUCAUGUACAGACCCGAAAGCUCUCAGAACUCAAAGAGUAAAGUUCGACCAUCUUCAGGCAUGAAUCCUGUUUAUAGUCCAGUGCAGCCGGGCACGGCGUACGCAAACCCCAAGACCAUGACAUACCCAGGCUAUCCUGCAGGUUAUUCCACCACAGCUCCAGCAUACACACCUAAUAUCUACCAGACAGGCACUCCAGGAUACCCUCCAGGAUACACAACAGGAACUCCCUACAAGGUGCCCCCGGCACAGAGCAACGGAGCCCCUCCACCGUACUCAGCAUCCCCGAGCCCCUACUCCACGGCCAUGUAUCCCAUCAGAAGUGCCUACCCUCAACAAAACCUCUAUGCUCAGGGUGCGUAUUAUUCCCAGCCGGUGUUUGCGCAGCCGCAUGUAAUUCAUCACACCACUGUGGUGCAGCCCAACAGCCUGCCAUCAGCCAUCUACCCAGCGCCAGUGCCCGCUGCCCGGCCUAACAGUGUGCCUGUGGGCAUGCUGAGUGGCUCCACCAUGGCCAUGUCUGCAGGGCCUCUGCUCACCACACCACAGCACACACAACACAUCGGCACUCACCCGGUCACCGUGCCAACGUACAGGCCGCAGGGGUACAGCUACGUACCUCCGCACUGGUAGAGCUGCCAGCCCAAUGCAUAUCUGGAGUUCACAUUGUUCACAUUUCCAGUCUUCGUGGACACAGCCUCCAGCACCGGGCCACCGAGUCCUUCUGCGAGUACAAAUACUGAACGAGCAACGGUCACUUUAUGUGUUCUUGGCGAUUUCGUUAAAGCUGCUCACUCGAUCGAAAUUUGUUCAGUUUUUGUGUUACGUUAGAAAUCCCUGACCAACACCUACCAGCAAUUUAAAACACACAAACAGAAAAUUCACUACACUGAGCAGCAGUGAGCAUUUAGCUGCUGUUAACACUGGGUCCUGUGCUACACUAGUACUUUCUCUAACAGUCUGAAUGUACACAUUUGCAUAUUACUAUACUAUACAACACCUGGGUUUGAGUUCAGGGUUCUAUCCCUUUUUUUUUUUCCUUUUUUUUUUUUUCAUUUUGGCACGUGAAAAGGGCCGAUCAUUUUAUUUCUUUGUCAGAAUUUUCCUUUGAGAAAAGCUGGACAUCCUCCAUCACCCAGCUUGCAACUCGGGUCUUCUUGCUUUUGCUAGUUUGCAAAAUUUGGGGACUCAUAUUGAAUCAUUUUCAUUUGGUAAAUGGUACUGUCCUUCUAGUAGAUGCACAAUUCUUAGAGAACAUUUCAGCGGUUUAACUAGCAGUAGAGGAAGUUGAAGUGGGUUAGCCUUCUUUAGAGUUUUUUAAUCAGUUAACCAGAUUUAGUGGAAGGUUUUGAAGCGACACUCUACUAGGCAACGUCUGAAGUGAAUCAGCAGGACAGUUCAAUGGUUUAACUAGGUUAAGAUGAUAUUUAAGUGGGUUAACCAGCUUUCAGAUGGACUAUUAACCAGAUGUAUUGGACACUUUAAGGGGAAGCCAGUUUUACUGAUGUGGGUUUAAUAGAGACUUAAAAAGCUUAAAUGGAUAUUUCUUUGGGUGAAUCAUCUUCAGGUGAGUUAGCUUUAAUGCCCACUUCAGUUAACUUAACCUACUAUUAGAGGACAUUUCAACGAGCAGAUUGUCUUAAGUGGACACUUGAAGUGUAUUAGCAAGAUUUAAUUCAAAUAAUUAACCAGAUUUAAGGAGAUAUGUCCAUGUCCAUCAUCUAAAGUGACAAUUGAAGUGGAUAAGCCAGUUAUAGUAAACAUUUUAGUUAGCUAACCAGACUGAUGGAGACUUUACUGGACAUUUCAAACGGGUCAUCCGGCUUUAGUGGACAUUUCGGUGGGUUAACCAGUUUCACUGGACACUUCAAGGGGAGGGCUGAGGAUAAGCCUGUUUUAGUGGACAUUUUAUUCACCCAGCUUCAGUGCACAUGUUAAGUUUUAAUGGACAUGUCAGUAGGUUAUCCGCUAUCUUAUCUCACAAAGCUGUGAAGCAACGUUGAUAUAUUAUCCAUGCAGUAUGUAAAACGUGAACAAAAUGAGCAAAAGGCCUGCUGUAUUAGGCUUUACAUGCACAUGCUUAUUGAAUAUGCACUCAGUUGUGUGCAUAUGCAGAAACCGUAGAAGAGAACCAAUAAGACGAGCAAUGCAGCGGGUGGUCUGUAAUGAAGUGUAAAACCUGAACAGUAAGGUUUGAGGUUCUGGUCAUUUGAACUUUAUGCCAAUUUUCUACUCAGACCAUACUGUUAAACUUGCCAGGCUCUAAAAGACUUGUUUAGAUUUGGUUUUAUUCUGUAAGUGCUUAGAUUUUCAGAUCUAAGCAAACAGAACUAGCGUAUGAUUUAUGGGACUUUGUUUAGGACCAAUGCAAGCAGUGAUUCCUCCCAUAACGCUAAAAUCAGAAAGCACUGGCGUUGAACGCUGCGUUACCAAGUGUGGUUUGGCAAUAAAGUUCAGACGUCCACACAGUUAUCAUGCUCCUGUGUAGCGCCAAGGACUCGUUACUAGGCAGCUCAGAGGGAAACAAAACACUAUCCCUGCUUUUUAGUAUUGUUUGUAAAACACCCUUGACAUCUUUCUCUUUAAUAAAUCGUACGAGUGGUCACUUGUAGCACAAGGCAAGGACACAAACUUAGGAGCAAAACAAAUCUAGUUUAAAAAAUUCUUCAUAUCAUCAUAUCAUGACUACUUAUUGUGCUAACUGGGUGGCUGGAUGAUGACCUAGGGUUAUGAAAUAGGUAGCUACAUAUAACCAGAUUCCUUCAUUUGAAACAGUUAAACAAUGUCAAGUUGCACUGCAGUGUGGGUAAGUUCUACAGUUCUACAAUGUACAGUGAUGCCCGAAUUUAGGGUUCAACAAGUGAGCAUGCUGUCGGAAAGUCAUCAAGGGUGCGUUAAAAACAGUCAGAAAGCAGGAGGUGGGGUUUUCCCUAAAUCUGUCCAUCUCUUUCCAUGCAUGCUUAGUUGUCUUAGAUUUGGAGCAGGCCAUAGUGUAAAGAAGGUAGUGCUAAAGAAGGAAUUAAAAUCUGUGUUUGAUCAUGCAUUAGGUUCUCAUGCGUGGGCAUAAAAGAAUAGUUAGUCUAAGCAAGAUUUCAUUGCUCAAGGAACUCAUAAUGAACGUAUAUAACAUUCAGUAAGGAAUAUUGCACUCUUCAAAAGUAAUAAUCUAUGCUUGUAGUCGGUACAGUACUUAAUCUUAAAUAAACAGCGCAUUUAUUGUACAUUUCGAUUGUGGUACUCUAGUCUUCCAGAGAAAAAAAAAUAAAAAAAACACUGAAGAGAUCCAUGCAAAAUAUUAUAUAUCAUUGCAGUAUUCUUCCAUAUUUUAACCACUUUAUUAAAAAAAUCUGUGUUUUAUUAAAAAGAGACAAAAUGGAAUUUGCAGGCUGUAUUUCAAAUGAUCAUGCUAGUCUAGAGUUGUGUGUUUGUCUAGGGAAGGUCGUCGCCCUGGGUUGUGCCGUGUCGGUCCAUGUGUAUGGUGAGAUUUGCAGCAUCCUCUGUGUCCUCGUAAUUGUCGGUUUUAUGCAGUUAAGCAUCAUAAAAUAACCCAAAUUAUAUAUUUGACGGCAGAAGCAUGCUCUUUAGGCUUUCAUGAGAGUUUGGCUUAAAACCUUGAAAGUACAGAGUCAUUCAAAGUAAAGGCUGUCUUCUUAAGUCACUAAGGGCGACUUCAUGUUCGGAUAUAAGUUGUCAUGGAAACAGUUUCUAUGAAGCUUGUAUUCAGAAAACGUUGAAUAACGUGCUUAGAAUUUGUUUUGGUCUUUGGUGGGGUAACGUAAAUGUCAUUAUUCAUCCUUAAGUAUCUGUGUUUCAAGUCUUAAUAGCUAUUAUAGUAUAAUAGCUAUGCGUUACAAAACCAGACUUUUGCAAAAAAAAAAAAAGAAAAGAAAAGAAAAGCAAGAACCGUCUACAAAAAAUAGAUCUUUCAACAGACGUUUUCCCUGAAAAUGUAUCAACAAACACUGCCCUAAAACAAAACUCAAUGAUCAAAUUUUUACCCUGAUGAUUCUGAAGCUUGUGGCCAGAAAAGUGGCCGGAGCUGCUGAGGCUAGGGCAUAGCAUUAAGGUGAAUAAUGACAUUUCUGUUAUGUUAAUAAAAGCCAUUAUCACUGUAACGAGCACAAGCUUUAUGAAUUCAGCUCUGUAGAAAAGUGUUCUUUUAUCCGCUGUAUCAAAUUCCUGACGGAUCGCCAUAUCAAUGACGGUUUCACUGUAGCGCUUCAUUUCGACGCCGUUGGGCACGACGUCUACAAACAGAACAAAAAAAAAAAAUUCUAAUAAUCAUACGAAUUAAAUCACAUGUACGCAGCUAAACAUUUUAAGCUAUGCACUGGUAGAUUAUUUGUGACUGAUACCGUACAAGAACCCUACGUUCUUUACACACUUUAUAAACACUUUUUACACACGUGGCUCAUUGAUCCUGUAGCGAAACGCAAGCAGCAAUGCAUGGGAGCUAGGAACAGACCUGUGAAUACUGAGAAGUGCGGAGUAUUUGCGAUGUACAUAUCCGAAUAUUAUACAGAGAAUAAGUAUUUUGAGUAUUUGAGCACUAGAAUGUAUUUUCAAAUACAUGUAUUUUCUCAAAGACUUAAGUGCUUAGGUACUUUUUCCACCCAGGUCUGUUGUAGAGAAGUGUGAUCAUUUUCCAUUCCUCAUUUCAACUUUACUUUUCUCACAGAUAAGUCUUAAUGUUUCUCUUAGUUUUACUUGUCUGUUCAGUGUGAUGACAGUGCAGGUUUUUUUUAAACUGCUUUAUCUACAUACCUUACAUUCCGCUUUCCUCCAAUGCUAUAUAACACUUCAGGGUUCUUUUAUUUAUCGUUAUCUUUAAGGAAACUGCUAGAAUCUGUUUAAAGUGGACUUGUUCAGAGGGUCACUCUCAGGCUGAGUAGUCGAUCAAAACCAUGUAGAAAUACAAACACGAGAUUCUUGGGUUCUGCUUGCAAAAUUUUUCAAGGUAAGAGUCUGUCUUCUGUAGGUUUUCACUGCAAAACAAUAACUAUAAAAGGCCACUUGUUGGCCUUGUUAGCUUUCAUUUUCUUUAAGUAACAUUAUUUAAGGUGCAUUAUUGGUCCAUAAGGACCACUGUUGUACCUUUUGAAUGUACAUUCACAUUAAAUUCCACAGCAUCAACAGUGAAGGAACAAUUACAUCUGUUUUUAAAAAAUUCCCUUUUUUUUCUCAGCUUUACGCUCUGUAAGAGGAGCAGUCUUUAAAUGUGACCCGUAUGUUGUUGAUUUAAGGGAUAAAAGUCAGUAGAAUUGUUUUUGGCACUAGGUCUUGUGGUUAUUUUGGCUACUCUUAGCCUUCACAUUUCCUGCAUAUGUAUUUUCGGACAAUUAAUUGACAUAAAAAAAAAAUUUCUCAAAUGUUUAGGGCAGUAUUGAUCCAGCCAAUUUUUUUUAAUUAUUCGGCAUACAUAAGAAACAUCCUUGGCUGUAUGACAUAAACUAUUACAUAUUUUGGUUUGUGAGUAAUAAGUCUAAAUGAAUAGUGACGUACUGUUUGCCCUAGAGAACAUUUUCCACUCCUCGUGGCCACCUGAGUUUUGCAGCUCUUGUACAAGCACUUAAUUACAGAUACUAAUCGAAGAUAUAAACAUAGGCCAGAACAUCGUCUUCCGAAAAAUGUAGUUUGGUUUCAUCAAGCAGGAUUUAAACCCAUUAAGCAGCAAACUUCAGUUUUUCUCAGCGCUUUUCUGUCUGUUACAUAUGUUGCAAUAGGUAUUCACAUCAGGUUUGUGCAAAUGAAGUCCAAUUCUGUUGUUUUAUGUUGUAAUGAGGAUCUGUUAGCUGAUCUUGGUUGAAUCAAAAAACCAAGGUUGUAAUUGUAUUAUAUUUGCUGUACAUGUAAAAUGUAGACCAUUCAAUAACUAUUAAACUCUUUCAAAAACAA
This is a messenger RNA of Hemibagrus wyckioides, 6220 nucleotides long. Its product is annotated as protein FAM168A-like. The coding region runs from base 293 to 958 and encodes 221 amino acids. The record is from RefSeq and is a predicted model, not a curated record. Gene Ontology annotation, biological process: positive regulation of base-excision repair. The transcript has 8 exons. Lineage: Eukaryota; Metazoa; Chordata; Actinopteri; Siluriformes; Bagridae.